AUGUCUGACCCAGAUCCGGCCAUCAUUAAAAAAACGCAGAAUUCACUUGGCAAAUACGUAAAAAAGCCGGCCCUGACGGAGAAACUACUUAAGAAACCCCCGUUUCGGUUUCUUCAUGAUGUCGUUAAUGUGGUCAUCAAAGAAACAGCGUUCCUACAGGGUUUGUAUACCCCCGAGGAACUGAAUUCAGAGAAUUUUAAAGAUCGGGAUUCGAAAAUAGCCUAUCUUCAAAAGUUGAUUGAUGUAACCAAAGCAACAACGGGAAAGGAGCUGAAAGUACGGCCGUCCAAGGUUGUUGCGGGCCUUGAACCGGAGAAAACAAAUGAGUUGCUCCAAGCAAUAGGCUAUGCAUUAGACAAAAAGUUGAACAGCGUCAGUGUGGUACAAAGUUACCUGGAAACAAAAGAAAAAGGAGCAGUAGGAGAACAAGCAAAGCCCAGUGUGAACGGGAAUAAAGAAGGCGGCGAUAAAAAAGAUGAAAAGAAAAGCAGAGAUAAGGCAAAGGAAAAAUCGAAAGAAAAAGAGAAAACAAAAGAUAGUGACAAAGAGAAAACAAAAGAAAAACACAAACGAACCGAAGAUUCUUCUGAUGUUAAGAAAGAAGAAUCAAAAUCGAAAAAAGAAAGACCUGAAAAAGGAAGCAGAGUUAAAGAAAAAGAUAAAACAAGUCAUACUAAGAAAGAUGAUAAACAGAGAACGGAAAAGGAUGAUACGAAAUUGUCUGGAGAGAAAAAGAAGUUGGAAAAGUCUAGAUCCAAAGAGAAAGAGAAAACUUUAAAGCGGACUGAAUCAAUAAAAGAGGAAACAGCGCAAUUGAAUAAAAUAGAUCCACCGACAGUGGACACCGACAAUAAGGAUUCGCUGAAGGAAAACGAAAGCGGAGAAGCAAAUGGAAAGGGUGCAACAAGUGCCGAAGAUGAACUGGUAGCUGUGAUUGAUGAGGAAGCAGAACUUCGUCGUAUUGAACGGAACUCCAGUCGGAGAUCUUCGCUGAAAAAACAGGGUAGUUUAACGCCGAGCGAGAACAAUAUCCUGGGCGAUCUCAACCAGUAUAAUGGACUAGAAAUUCAAGACCCUAAUCGCCCGAGUGGUGGUAUUAUGGGAGAAGCCAUUACGCGACAUGAUUCGGAUCCAGUUGAGCCCAUAGCCAGUGAGAGGGUUUCUGCCAAACCGCCAAUACAUCGACAGCAAUCCGUAGACAGCGUGAUGCGACCAAGAACUAGCCUGAGGCCUCCGAGUGUACGACCACCUUCGGCAAGACCUGGUGCUCCUAGAAGAAAGGAGAAAAACGUUGAAAUCGUUCUGAAUCCGAAUGAGACCACUAAGUUGGGCGAAAUCAAUGUAAAAAUGGAGGUGUUUAAUAAUGAACUACUGGAUGAUGACGGAGAAAAUUUGGUAGUAAUUGAAGAUUCCACAGUGAUGGGUGAUCCGUACGGUGGAUUGGAGAAAAGUGUGGAUGAGGAAGCUAAAGAGGACCAAGACCAAGGACAUCUUGUGCAGCAAAUUCUAGAAACGCAGAAAGAAUUUUCGAAUAUUGCUGGUGGAGAAGCAAAAACUGAAUCUGCGAAACAAAUUGAAAUGGAAUGGUCCAACAGCCAGCGGCAAUCAUCGUCAAAGCAGAUGGAGAUACUUAGGGAGUCGAUUCAGAAACUAACGAGAUCGGUUAAUCCUCUUGGGAAGUUGAUGGAUUUUCUUCAGGAAGACAUCGAUUCGAUGGAGCGAGAGUUAACUAAUUGGCAGCAGGUAUAUUCGCAAUCGGCAAUCGAGUUGAACAAGGAGCGAAGUGCUAACGAAAGUGCAAUCGAACCAUUGAAACACCAACUCGCCCAAAUCGAAGGAAACAUUCGAGAAUAUCAGGAAUUGAUAGACAUCACUCGGUGUAACAUCCUUCACAAUGAACAGAAAAUUGAGACGUUAUACAUGGCGGAGAUUUGA
This is a messenger RNA of Sabethes cyaneus, 1935 nucleotides long. It is a transcript of the gene IFT54, whose product is annotated as TRAF3-interacting protein 1. Gene Ontology annotation, molecular function: microtubule binding. The record is from RefSeq and is a predicted model, not a curated record. The transcript has 5 exons. Gene Ontology annotation, cellular component: axoneme; ciliary basal body; intraciliary transport particle B. Gene Ontology annotation, biological process: intraciliary transport; cilium assembly; regulation of microtubule cytoskeleton organization. The coding region runs from base 1 to 1935 and encodes 644 amino acids. NCBI's taxonomy places the organism in Eukaryota, Metazoa, Arthropoda, Insecta, Diptera, Culicidae.